This is a messenger RNA of Rotaria sp. Silwood1, 1425 nucleotides long. Lineage: Eukaryota; Metazoa; Rotifera; Eurotatoria; Philodinida; Philodinidae. The record is from the annotation of a GenBank genome assembly.
AUGGAUAAUUCAUCAUUUAAAAUAUGUUCAACAUGUGAAAACGAAAAUAUUACGAAACCAAAAAUGGGAAUUCAUCCAUGUCAUGGAUGUCAAUUAUCAUUUUGUUUAAUGCAUCUUAUGAAACAUAGAGAAGAACUUUUAAAAAAACUUGAUUUAGUUAUUAUUCAACGAGAUGAAUUAUUUGAAUCAAUAUUUAAAAAUGUGAAUUUUAGUAAUGAAAAUAUUGAAAAAUCUCUACAAAAUAUUGAUGAAUGGGAAACAAAAAUGCAUGAAUCAGUACAUCAAGUUGCCGAACGAAGUCGUGAUAAUGUUCGAGUUGAAUGUACUAGACAAUUGAAUGAAAUAAAAGUACAAUAUGAUGAAUUUACGAAAGUCUUAUCUGAAACACGUGAAAAUGAUAAUUUUUUUGAAAACGAUAUCGAACAAUUAUCAAUUAAGUUAGAACAAUUUAAACAAGAAAUUCAUAAAAUUAAUAUUGUUCUUCAAUUAAAUCAUAUCGAUAAUAUCAAUUGGUCUCAUUCAGUUAAUCUUAAACAAGAAGAAAAAUCUAUAGUAUCCUAUUUGAAUAAUUCACAAUUAUUAUUCGAACGAAAAAUUAUUUCAUUACAUAAUCGAAAUUGUUUUUUUCUGGCUGCAUCUAAUAUACAUAUAUUAGCUUAUAUUCUAAGUAUUAAUCUCAAUGAAAAUCGUCUUAUUCUCUAUAAUGCUUUGGAUGGAAUUGAACUUUGUUCAACUGAACUUGAUAUUCGAUUUGGUAAUGUCUGUGAUAUAAUCUAUGCUGAAACACUCAAUCGUUGUUUUCUUGUUGUCUGUAGACAAGCAAUUCUUAUUUAUAAUCCUCAACAAAUGACUUUUACAAUUAUAUCUGAAAUAAAACCAAUUGAUGAACAUCCAUUUUGGUCAAUAACUAUUUCAUCAAAUACAAAUGAUGCUUAUCUUAAUGUAGAUAGUAAUGGUUAUAUUGAACGAUGGUCAACAGAAACACAUCCAAAUUGGAAAUUAAUUAAACGUUGGACUAUUCAAGAAAUUUUAGAAGAUUUUGAUCAAGGUAUUCGAAUGAUUCGAAUAUGUGAAAAUAAAAAUCAAUUAGCUAUUGUUGUACUUCAACAAGAUAAAUAUUGGCGUAUUGAUUUAUUUGAUCUUAAUCUACAAUUAAUUAGUCGUGGUAGAAAAUUAAAUAUUUCACAUGGAAUAGAUAAAAUUAGUUUUGGUUGUCGUCUUUUAGUUUUACCUGAUGAUAAUGAUGAAACAUGGCUAUUAACAGAAAGAACAACACAUUCAUUAUGGUAUAUCAAGGGUUUAAUAUCAAAACAAAUUGAUAAAGAUGUUCAUAGUGCAUGUUUAAUAAUAAAUAAUAAUCAACAACGAAAAAUUGUUGUCAGUUAUAGUAAUGAACCGAAACGAAUUGAAAUUUUUAAUCUUUAA